This is a messenger RNA of Colletotrichum abscissum, 2298 nucleotides long. RefSeq lists its product as uncharacterized. The transcript has 2 exons. Gene Ontology annotation, cellular component: membrane. Gene Ontology annotation, biological process: metal ion transport; transmembrane transport. Bases 1 to 2298 code for a protein of 765 amino acids. Gene Ontology annotation, molecular function: metal ion transmembrane transporter activity. NCBI's taxonomy places the organism in Eukaryota, Fungi, Ascomycota, Sordariomycetes, Glomerellales, Glomerellaceae. The record is from RefSeq and is a predicted model, not a curated record.
AUGUCAACCCGGAGCCCUGAGGAGCUGCUCAAAGCAGUCGAGGCAAGCCACGACCAAUACCUCCGUAACUUACGAAGUCUACAUGACUCCCUGGCUAGUGCCGCGAGAGACAGAUCAGAUACCAGGACAACAAACAACGCUCGCCAGCCAUCCCCCCUCCUACAACCUUCUCCAAGCCCCGUCCAGAGUCCAGGGCAGAGUCCACCGCUUUCAUCGGAAGCAACCUUUCAGCCUGCUCUUCGCCGUGCCCGCCGCUCAACCUUUUCAGACCCUAUCGAGAAGCGGACACUGUCCAGCGUCGUGGAGAGAAAGCACGUACCGGCCUCCAUCCACUCUGAGCUAGACGUCGAGUAUCUUCCCUUACUUGACAUUGCAGGCCCUCGAAGUGUCAACAGUUCAGAUGGGACCCUCACAAGCCCUCCCACAAAACUAGUUGAGCGCGUAUCAUGGACGGACAAUCAACUGCUACGCCAUCUCAAGUACACUGACUUCACCGGUGGCGCCGCUAUUGCGCUCACCGAUGUGAUCAAACGGCAAGCCGACAUUGACGAGGAUGCGGUAUUCGAGGAAUUCGCUGCAUAUGAAAGCCAGGGGUACGUCAGUUCAACCUUUGAGCUGUACGAUGUCGACAAGGAAGGAUCACCUAGACCCGUGGGCAAACACCCAGACCGCCGUCCUCGAGGCGCCGCAGCCGACGCAGCUCCAACUCCUACUCAGAUCGUCGACGCCCCGACGGUGUGGAACGCCCUCAAAGAGAUUCACGCCGAUGGCCAGGCCGUAGGUCUCGUAACGAUCCUACAAGAACCGUCAGCUCUCAUGCUCGGCGCGCUACAUAUGACGAUGCGCCCAUACUUCGACAUGACGGAGCUCCUCAACCAUCUCAUCACAGACCAUGGGAACAACGGCAAGACGACGGCCCACGUCCAUCGAGCCUUUGCGAAGGAUGCUUCGCCCUCGCAUCUCCGCCAGCGCAGCUUCUUCUUCGUUUUCAAGUACUACACAGUCGUAGGCGAGGGCCUCGAACCAGCCCCCUUUCAAAAGUACGAUAAACGCCCCGCGGACCGCCGCUCAAAGGACCACAUCGACAUUGCAGAAUGCAGCUCCAUCCUCGCCCUCUCCCUCUCCGGCCCGCCACGCCAAUCCGUGAAACAGACCCGCCGCCGCGAGGGCCCGCAAGAAGGCUUCCUCUUCGACACGUUCGCGCCGUGGCACCUGCUUUCGAUCCAGUCCUUCCCAGACGACGAACACACCCUCCGCGGCGGCGACGCCGAGGCGCACAAGAACUUCCCCUCGGGGCCCUACGCCUUCCUGGACGCCCUGGUGACCGAGUACCGCGACGCGACGAAGCGCAACCUGGCCCUCCACGCCCGCAUCGCGAAGCUCAUCACCCCGCCGACGGACUUCAUGUUCGACGCCCGCCUGCGCGACAAGCUCCUCUUCGAGGACAAGCACUUCACCUACAUCCGGCGGUACUUUUGGGCCUACAACACGCUGGGUGUCGUCAACGAGGGCCUGCGCGCCAUGCUGGCCGCCUACCGUGAGACGUUUCCCGACGACUUCUGGGAGGGGAGGCACCAGACGCUGUGGCCGCACCCGGCGCCGGAGAGCCCCGAGGGCGCGGCGUACCGCGACAAGAUGGUGCUCCUGCGGUCCGACCUUGAGCGCGCGUGUCGGGACCUGGAGACGGUGCACGCCAAGAAUGCGGCAACGCGCAAGGAGAUUGAGAAUCUGCGGGACCAGCUCUUCAGCGGGAGCUCCAUCAAGGAGUCGAGGAGGGCAAUCGAGCAGGGGGAUAACAUCAAGGUCCUGACGUUGGGGUCCAUGGUGUUUUUGCCCUUGACCUUUGUGACUUCAGUCUUUGGUAUAACAGAGUUUACAAUCUCACCAGAGGACUGGAGAUUCCCCGUGACAAUGGUCUGCGUCUGCGUACCCUUCAUCGUGGCUCUCAUCCUCCUGCAGACGCGCGCGGGGUACUCGCUCGCGAGGCACACCUUCGCCGCGCUCGCCUGGCCGUUUCGACUCUUCACGGACGCCGUUGCGGAUGAGCAGUUUACCCCGGCCGCCGUCAUCAUGCCCACGACGGAGACGAGACCCAGGAGGAAGAGGCGGUUGACGGGCCGUCGACCCCCUCCGACACGUUCGCCACGGCACCAGCAGCAACCGCCGCACCAGUACCAGCGUGGCAAUGAUUUGGGGUUGAUACAGUCUUUCAUGGGGUGGUGGACGUGGGUGAGGAAGAAUGGGAUUCGCAGGAGCGGCGGUGAGCGUGGUGACGGUUCGGCGUUUGGAAAUGUGUGA